Orussus abietinus is the source of this 8275-nucleotide messenger RNA. RefSeq names its product MAP kinase-activating death domain protein (gene Rab3-GEF). Gene Ontology annotation, biological process: regulation of Rab protein signal transduction; regulation of apoptotic process. Gene Ontology annotation, molecular function: guanyl-nucleotide exchange factor activity. Gene Ontology annotation, cellular component: cytosol. The record is from RefSeq and is a predicted model, not a curated record. Bases 233 to 5935 code for a protein of 1900 amino acids. NCBI's taxonomy places the organism in Eukaryota, Metazoa, Arthropoda, Insecta, Hymenoptera, Orussidae. The transcript is spliced from 32 exons.
CGGACCGCCGUCGUGUGCGGGCGCGGCGCGAUAGCGCGACCGACGGACUGCGCGGCUGGUGGCGGUCGUGCGACUGCCAACUCCUCAGAGGUGUCGGCCGACCAUGCCUCCGCCGCGGGAUAAAGCGACGGAAGAAUGACACGACAAUGGUCCGGCUUCGAGGUGUCCCUAAGAUAAACCCCACGGCUCCGAUGCGAGGUACACCCCGGUGACGACGUUACAAACUUCAAGGAUGGACAUACAAAAGAAGUUUCUGUGCCCCCGCCUGGUGGACUACCUCGCUAUCGUGGGGGCCAGACCACCAUCGGCUACUCGGCAACCUGUACAGGUGCCGGAACUGCUGCGAAGGUACCCCGUGGAGGACCAUAAGGAUUUCCCUUUACCUCUGGACAUGGUGUACUUCUGCCAGCCCGAAGGGUGCAGCAGUGUCGGCCCUAAACGUACAGCCUUAAGGGAAGCCAUGUCCUUUAGUUUCACCCUCACCGAUAAAGACUCCGGAAGGACUCGUUACGGGAUCUGCGUUAAUUUCUUCCGACCCAUCGAGAGACCUGGGAGCUCUGGGAGCAGCACCUUCACCGGUAGACGCAACAGACACAACACCACCUUCCGGAGGGACAGCUGGAGGAAAAGCAUGGAGAAGAGCUCCGACUCCGCCUUCUCCAGCGAUUACAGGGGUAGUGCGAUAGGACCCAGCGAUUCCGAGAGGGACUGCCCCAGCAGAAGAGACUCGGACACCCCGCAUGCAUCUCAUCCUCCAAGACUGGGAAUCACUGCCCCCAGCGGGGACAGCGAAAGCGGAGGCAGCCACUCGCCUUCUCCUAGAGCCUCUCGCAGAAGACAAAGAGUACGAAACCAUUCCUUGACCUCGCUGUGCAUCAUCUCGCACCAUCCCUUCUUCUCCACGUUCCGGGAGUGCCUCUUCAUCCUGAAGAAGAUCAUCGACGCAUGCAACGAGAGCUCUUCCGCUCGUAGAGUUGGCGCCUCCAGGCAGAUCAACAGGGACAGCGUUUGGAGUGUUCUUACUGGUCAGGCCCUGGACGGGGCGUCUUCCAUCGUGCUCCACGACGUUCGGGAGAUCGAAACCUGGAUUCUAAGACUGCUGAGUGCCCCGGUUCCGGUCCCUACCAAGACCAGAGUCGAAGUAGAGAUUCUGUCGCAAGAGGUCCAGCCCCCGCUUUGUUUUGCCCUUCCUGAUCACACGAGGUUCUCUCUCGUCGACUUUCCUCUACACUUGCCGUUGGAACUCCUCGGGGUAGACGUGUGCUUGAAGGUGCUGACCCUUAUACUGCUGGAACACAAGAUCGUCAUGCAAUCGCGGGACUACAAUGCUCUCUCCAUGUCCGUCAUGGCGUUUGUGACGAUGAUCUACCCCCUGGAAUACAUGUUCCCUGCCAUUCCGCUACUGCCCACCUGUAUGAGCUGUGCCGAACAAUUGCUACUUGCUCCCACUCCGUACGUCAUCGGCAUACCCGCCUCAUUUUUGCUCUACAAGAAGAACUUCAAGAUGCCGGAUGACGUCUGGCUGGUGGAUCUUGACAGCAAUAAGGUGACACCACCUUCCGCAUUCGGCGACCAUCUUCCUCCGCUGCCCGAACCCGAAGGCUCGAUCCUGAAGAAUCACCUUAAGCAGGCGAUGCAACUAAUGGACCAAGUUGGCAGUGGUGCGAUGGCGAGCAUGUCGACGCCGACAACAAAUGCGCCUUUACCCCAGCACUCCUCUCAGAUGUCCCUUCAUUCUCCCGGUAGACGAGAGAGCGCAGCAUCCCAUUUGUCGACCCUGAGCGUGUCCUCGGCGAGGCACAGGCCGAGCGUGGACCACGGGAUGCAGGGACAACCGGGAGGUGGGUCUUCGGUAACAUCCUCGGCGUCGAGCCCUAGAAGGCCAUCAUCGGUUAGCCAGACCCUAGGUCAGUCUCUUGGCCAAUCCAUCGGCCAGACCAUGGGUUCGGGAUCAUCCCCACAGGUGUCCGGGGCCCACCCUUCGGCGCCGUUCAACCCCUUCAUCUACGGCAACGACGUGGACUCGGUGGACAUAGCCACGAGGGUCGCGAUGGUGCGGUUCUUCAACUCGCAGAACCUCCUGGCGAACUUCACCGAGCACACCAGGACCUUGAGGCUGUACCCUAGACCCGUGGUGGCCUUCCAGAUCAACUCCUUCCUCCGAUCGCGACCCAGGGCGAGCCACUUCCUGAACAGGUUCGCGAGGACGCAGGCCGUGGAGUUCCUGGCCGAGUGGUCGCUCACCCCGACGAAUGUGGCCUUCCUAAGGGUGCAGACUGGAGUCUUCGACCCUGCCCAGAUUGGCGACAAAGCCCGGUGGUAUGCAAAUCAGCUCGAACCCAUCACCUUCCCCGUGUGGGACUCCGGCAGCUCGCUAGCCGGCGCCCUUAAGGCCAUCAGACAGCCCGAAAAUCAGCCCACCGAUGAGAGCGGAUCCGACUCGGAGGGUGCUGAUAGCACCAGCUCGUCCUACUCCUCGCUCAGUGACUUCGUCUCGGAGAUGGUCUCCUCGGACUUGUCGCCAAUGACCCAGCCGCAGCAAAUGGCCCUUUCGGUGGACCCGAAAAACGUCUACAACCCGCCGAGCACUCUCCAGUACCCAGGAAUAGAGGAAGACACCCAAAUUCGUCCCGACAGUCCGCCCAGCACGUCUUCGAGUCACAGCGACCUCAGCAGCCCCAGCUUCAACAGGGACUCCGAGUUAGAGCUGAAUCCGAAAGCGAAGGAGGACUCUCAGGCCGCUAAAAGCGACAACGUUCCUCCGAUCAGCCCUGGACCCCAACGUCAGCCCAGCGUGGGCAACGUCCUGGCCAGGACCUCCAGCUUUGGAUCAGCUGUUGGACCUCUUCUGCCGAGACAAGGGACCACCGGAAGUGCCAACGGGGCGUCGACGCUGCCUCGUCAAUCGACCACCGGAAAUGGCCUCCAGAAGCAACACAGCGGGGGUUCUGUCCAGCGACAGAACAGCAGCGGUGGGUCCAGCAAUGGUGGCGUCACCAGGCAGGGCUCGCAAGGAUCUCUUCUGGAGCAGAUUGCGUCCCAAGCCAAGGAUCUUGUCCGGGAGACGACAAGGCAGAGCAGUCAAGAUGGCCUUUUAGCGCACAUGGAUAAGCUGAAGCACCAAGCGAAGGAGAAGAUUACGGAAGCUGGAGAGGAUAGUCUUUUUGCCCCCCUGGAACAGUUAACUCAGCAGACGAAGAAAGCCAUGGGCGAAGCAUCGAAAUCUGUUCAAGAGGCCUCGAAAACGGCCCUGGAAGCGAGCAAGACCGCUGCCGGGGUCAGUAAAAAUACCCUGGAUGAUUUGACCUAUGUUGGCAAAAGCACUUUAGGAGACCUGACCAAAAGUGCCAAGGAAGUCGCAACGAAGAAAGGUUUGCUUAAGGGACAUGGGGAAUCUCAGGGUUCCCCACCGAAUUCUCCACCAGGAGUUCCCCCAAGAAGAGAUUCGAGCAGCACUCAGUUGGUCGCUUCGGAUGCUCGUGGAGGGCGCCGAGAAAUUGGCCGCGAUUUCUUCAGCAACAUCAGCAGCGAUUUGAACGGCAUUGCUGCCCAUACUAGCAGCAUGUUCAGCGAUUUGUUUGGCAGUAAGAAUAGCUCUAAUCGAAACGCUAGCCUACUCCCCCAGUCGCAGAAGUCGAAAGAAAAGACCCAGCCCUUCGGACCCUUCCCUAAAGGAAAGAAGGGCCUAGUCGAACGGUCGUCUCUUAUCAAGCACUCUUCGAACAAGCCCAGCCAAGAAGAUUUGCAAAGGCAACAGAAUGCAGAGCGGUCCAGUACAAAUAGCGACAAUCAGGCGUUCUUGACGGACAUCGUCAAUCAAGUAUUAGCAGGGGAAGGUGUAGGGUGGCUGAAGUUAAACCGACUGAAGAAGCUGAUGGAAGAUGAGAGCUAUCGCAAUCUCGUGGUCACGAAGUUGAAUAAGGUCCUUGAAAGGAAGAUCAGUCCCGAUGAUCACAUCGACGACAUCUGCGUUUCAAAGCCAGUUUACAAAGGGAUGCUAAAGUGCCUUCAAGCGGUAUGUCAUGGUCUAGGACAUACUUACGCCAACUUCGGCUUGGGUGGGAUGGCUUCGGUCUUUCAAUUAAUGGAAAUAGCCCACACUCAUUACUGGAGCAAAGAUCUGAGCGAAUGUGGCUUCGACAGUUCCGUAAUGUCGCAGGCAUCCAGUCCCUUCGGUAGCCGUGAAAAUUUGCGUUCUCCCCAGUCUCCAAAGCAUCCAGAAUUCCCGGACGUGUCGCAGAAACCACCGGGACAACCCACCGCAGAACCACCUCAAGUUCGCCUCGACACGUCGCGACCACAUUUACCAACGAGUGGGGACGACACCCAAUCGGCCACGGAUACGUUCCUAGAUAUGUUCACGAAGAAAGGGAAAUUUCUUAGCAAACUGACGUCGUUCGACUCCGAGGGCCGUGGUGGAGCAACCGGAAGUAGCGAAGCAUUGUCCACGGACGGCGGAAGUAUCACCACAAACCCUGCAUUUCGUCACGCCCAUCAAGCAUCUUUUCGCAGCACCGUGUCCGAUAGCGAAGUCGAGCAAGGCAAUUUUUCACGCCAAGGGAAGCAGCGCACUGCCAGCGUUUGGUCGAGUAAGUCCUCAUUGAGCACUGGUUUCCGGUACCACGGAGGAAGUCUGGUACCCACCACGACGACCCCGAGUCCAGAGUCGGCAAGAACGUAUCUCUUCGAAGGCCUUUUGGGAAAAGAAAGGUCUCCUCUGUGGGACCAAAUGCAAUUCUGGGAGGAUGCCUUUCUCGACGCCGUUUCUCAGGAGCGCGACAUGAUCGGCAUGGACCAGGGACCGGGAGAGAUGAUGGAGAGGUACAAGAGUUUAAGCGAAAGCGAGAGGCGCCGAUUGGAGCACGACGAGGACAGACUGCUUUGCACGCUGCUUCAUAAUCUCACCGCCAUUUUGGUGAUGCUGAAUGUCGACAAGAACGAACUGAAACGGAAGAUAAGGAGGUUGCUUGGCAAAAGCCACAUUGGCCUUGUCUACAGUCAAGAGCUCAAUCAGCUCCUCGACCAAAUUCAGAAUCUUCAUGGAAACGACAUCGACUUAAAGCCGCUUAUGUCUCGACAAAUGCAUCGCCAAUCGUUCACGGUCCACGCCGGUGCAGAUUCCGAGGGAGAGUUGCGUUUCCUGGAGGUGCGUCACGACGGUCUCGUCCUGAGAUCCGUCAACGGAAUAAUCGUCGAGCGCUGGUGGUACGAGCGACUGGUCAACAUGACUUAUUGCCCGAAGAACAAAGUUCUGUACCUCUGGAGGCUCAAUGGCGGCCAGACGCAGAUGCACAAGUACUACACCAAGAAGUGCAAGGACCUUUAUUACUGCAUAAAGGACGCGAUGGAGAAGGCUGCGGCCCGAGGUCGAGGGGCCAAUACCGAGGUCGAGCUGGGAGGUGAGUUUCCCGUGCAAGAUUUGGAGACCGGCGAAGGAGGUCUUCUUCAAGUCUGCAUGGAAGGCGUCGGUCUACUCUUCGCGAAUAGCAAGGAUUUCGAGUUUUUUGUAAGACUCGAUCAUAUCCGCAAGUGCUUUACUCAGAAGGGUGGGAUCUUCGUUUUGGAAGAGUUCAAUCCUAAAACUAGAAGGAUAGUUCAACGUAAAUAUAAGUCGCAAAUGGCCGAUCAGAUCCAGUAUGCGGUUCUCUGCCUAUUCUCGUACCUAGCUGCUGGAUUGGAGCAAAGGAAGCAGCUGCAACAUCAGCAACAACAACAACCGCCUCAGGCUCAGCAUCAUCAUCAACAACAGCAUCAUCCCCAUCAGCAACAGCAGCAUCAUCACCAACAGCAGCAUCAACAACAGCAGCAUCAACAGCAGCAGCAACAACAGCAGCAUCAUCAUCAACAGCAGAAGCAGCAACAUGGCGGCGGCGCAACACAAGUUGCUCAGGGACACAGAAUGACACAUUUAGAUCCUUUUCCACGACAACACUGACACAGAAGCAGACAUUCUCUCCCUUUUGUGCAUGACUAUCACAGCUGUGCUCCUUACGCUUGCCUACCUUGGGUAUGAUAACUCGCUGGUGAUAAGAGUAAAAGGACUUUGCCAAGGAAAGAGAGAAUGAGACGUUUCCCCUGGAGAAAGAUAUUCAUUUUAAAGGCCUUAAGGUGAUAUGAAAGGGUUAUUCUAUGUAUAUAACGAGGUUUAAUAUAUAUAGAACGACCCUUUCAUAUCACCUUAUCAUGACGCGUUAUAAUAAAGUCAUUUCUCUUUCUUUGGUAGAGAUAUGCAUAACGAGCAAUACCCAAAAUUGCUUUCGGGCUCGCUUGAGGCGUCGGAAAAAUGGCGACGAAUUAAAAGGUACAUACACUACUCUAUUUCUGGGCGUAGUCGUUAGCAAAGUGCAGUGGAACAGCUGGCAGAGUACUGAUGUUGUUUAUUUAGAGGGAUUUAUGUCAAGGGUAAUUUGAAUUUGAUAAUGUAAAUUUGGUAGAGUCGAUUCCGAUAUACAGGGGAGGAUAUGAAUGCCUCCCCUGCAGAUACGACAUCGCCUGUGCAGGGUGGUAGGGCAUCGAUGUCUCCCGGUAUACAUCCCGCAGUAUGCGUCUUGAACGUACAAAAAUUCAUAAAAAUUGUUUAAAACGUUAUUCCGAGGUUGAAAAAAGGGAUAUUCUGUAUUUUGCCAAUUGCACGCCUGUUAACAUUUUCCCAAAACUGAUUGUCAACACUCAUGAUGUCCUAAGCUCUUGAACGGAUAAGACUCUGCAUGUUGCGAUUCAAUCUCAAAAGAUGGUCUUGUGCACCGGCGGUCAUGCUUUUGAAUAAGACCCACUUAGUGCCACAAUUAGACAAUAUUUAUCCGUCAAGUUACUGCUAAGCGAGUGACAUGCAAACAACGAGAGGCAUUUGUUAAAAGACUCGGCAAAGGUUGGAAUAAAAAUUCCCCCGGUAAUAAGAUUUGCCAGAAACGCGAGAAUGUACUUACAGGUAGCACUUAGCACUUAGUACACUUUGUUCGGUAAUUGUGACCAUUACGUUCGGACCAUUAGUUCCAUAGAUUUCUAUGGUGAAUUCUUUAGUGAAUACGCGCACGGAAAUGUAACCGCAUUUAUUUCAUAUUUCCAUGAAUGUAACACAUUGUACCUGCAAUCUUAACCUCGCCUAUAGCAUAAUUCCAAAACUAUUUCUUUCCUCGUAUUUUCAAGCUGAGAAGAAAAGAAAAAGAAAGAGAUAUCCUUUCAACAAAGAAUUAGUUAUCCCGCAAACAAAGUGCAAGCAAGCCCCGUAUUUAUUAAUGUACAUAGAGUCCAGACUAAAAUACUUAUCAUCUAGGACUACAAUGAGAUCUGUGCAAUUGUAUGACAGAAAAGGAAUUAAUUACCGCUAGAAUGAAUUACGCCAUCCUCAGUUCCGCAACUCGAAGUCGUUCAUUGCUAUUUCUAGGUCCGGAUACUUCGUGCUUUAUUUUGAUAACAAAAUAGACAAAACUUACCAAAAAAAGGAAAAGAAAAGAGGAACAAUAAUAAUAGUGCAGAUCUCGAGGCCCGGGAGGAACAAUUUAUUUUUAUUAACGUUACUUAACGAAGAGCUGGAGGAAUAUUUACGUGCGUAUGCGCACUUAGACUCUACACUGUAACAAUGUUCAUCGUAAAUUUAUUGCAGCAUUACGAAGAAAAAAUAGAAAAGGGUACUCGUUAAAUCUGAUAACUGGAACGUGGAAAUUAUUAAUUUUUUUUUCCGUGAAUUAAUGAAUAUUAUUGAAUAUAGGUUCGAGGGAUGAUCGCGCGUCAUUGUUUAGUUCUUGCCUAUUUGUGCGAUUGUCUUCGACGGAGAUUUAUUUAAAAUAGGAUAAUUAAUAAGUUACGAAGGACCCGCGCCAGAAUGGUCGAUAAGAAAUAAUCAGCAUAUUGGAAGAACUUAUCAGAUGUUUCACGCAAACUCAUGUACCGAUGCGCGGAUUAAUUACGAGGGAAAUAUGUAUAUUGUAAAUUAUUUAUUGCCCAGGUAAACAUAAUCGUAGAAACACUAUUUCUAUAUCCGCCUGUGCCGCCAUUGCAGUGUCAAAGUUGCAAGACUUGCAAGAAAGCCGUGAAAGAAAAUUGCAGACGGUACACCGCGGUGGCAAGGAAAGGAAAGAGAGAAAAGAAAAAAGAUAAGCAAUACCCUUAAUUAUUUACACCGUGUGCAUAAAUAAACACGGCUCAGUUUCACCGCCCGUAGUUGUAUAAAAGUGCUCCAGACCGUUUGUACAUAUGUAUAGUUUGUUCCGUUCGAUUCUUUGACAUGAUUAUCAUUUGUUACAAAUAUACACAUAUUGUCGAGUGAGCAACGGAA